ACUGAUAUUUUCCAGUUUCUUUUUCUUACAUAUCUUUUUGGCAGGAAGAUAGGGUAAGAGUUCAAAAAAUGGAAGAAGUGAAGGUGGUGGGAUUCUGGGCUAGUCCAUACGUUUACAGGGUCAUCUGGGCUCUAAAACUUAAGGGUAUUAAGUUUGAGUACAUCGAAGAAGAUAUAUUUAACAAGAGCGAUUUGCUUCUGCAACUUAACCCUGUACAUAAGAAAGUUCCAGUUUUCAUUCAUGGUGGAAAACCAAUUGCAGAGUCCAUUGUUAUUCUUGAAUAUAUUGACGAGAUGUGGCCUCAAAACCCUCUGCUGCUACCAGAUGAUCCCAUGGAGAGAGCCAUUUCCCGGUUUUGGAUUAAGUUUGGAGACGAUGAGAGGAAACGUUUUUUUGGGUUCUUGAAAAAGACAGGAGAAGAGCAAGAAAAAGCCACCAUAGACGCCCAUAAUCAUCUAAAAAUCUUGGAAGAGAAAGUCCUUGGGGAGAAGAAGUUUUUUGGGGGCAACAGCAUAGGAAUGGCUGACUUAGCCUUUGGGUGGCUAGCUUUCUGGCCCGAGGUUGUGGGAGAAGUAGCUGGUGUCACACUACUUGAACACAGCAGCUUCCCAAACUUGAUGGCUUGGAUUGAAAACUUCAAAAAUGUUGCUGUGAUCAAAGAAAGCCAUCCUGAUCCACAUCGGCUCUUAGGGUACUUCAGAGGCAUAAGAGAGAAGAGGAUCUCUUCAACAAGAGUGAUCUACUUUUACAGUAUAACCCAGUUCACAAGAAGAUUUCAGUGCUCGUUCAUGGUGGACAAAGUUCAUAGAUGGCAAGGUAACAAAAAAUUAAUGACAAUUCCAAGAAGAAGUUCGAGUCAUGGUCAAGAGUCAAAGUUAUGA
Molecule: messenger RNA, 881 nt
Organism: Humulus lupulus (European hop)
Lineage: Eukaryota; Viridiplantae; Streptophyta; Magnoliopsida; Rosales; Cannabaceae
Product: probable glutathione S-transferase
Exons: 3
Coding region: 69-881 (270 amino acids)
Biological process (GO): glutathione metabolic process
Cellular component (GO): cytoplasm
Molecular function (GO): glutathione transferase activity
Source: RefSeq, a predicted model, not a curated record